AUGAUGUUAUGCUACUUAAAAUUUUAGGCCCCUCCUCACAUAGAUUGCUAGAUUCGCCCCUGGGUCACUGGCAGGGGAGAGCAACCAACUAUGGUUACCACCAAAGGAACUCCGAUCGGCGCAGCUGUUAGUGUCUCUGGUAAUGUCAGCUCAGAAGAACACGAAGCAACCACUGUAUUUCUCGACAAAGUGGGAGUCAAUUUCGAAAUCAAACCAGAACACGACGCGAAGGAUUCAUUCUCCAGCCUCGUCGGUGGAGUUCUUCAGGUGAUCUCCGUCGGGACCGGCAAAAUCUCUUGCUCUCUAGUCGUCAAACCCCCCAUUAAGAACGUGUAUGGUGGCAUGCAUGGGGGUUCAGUGGCAGCUGUGGCCCAUCGCGUAGCAACUGCUUGUGCCAGAACAGUUGUUGGCAAAGACAAAGACAUCUUCCUUUCCGAACUCAGCAUCUCUUACCUAUCUGCCGCUCCAGAAAAUGUCCAAGCAGUCGUGGAUGGGACUGUCAUAAAAAGCGGGAGGAACCUGACAGUUGUUGCUGUUAACUUCCGACUUAAAGAUUCCGGCCAGUUGUUGUUCACGACUCAUGCUACAUUCUACAAUAUGCCUGUUUCGAGUUUGUGAACUCCAUAAAUUGGCCAUUGAUGGUUGGGUAGAGAAUAUAAAAAUGGAAAUAAUAUCUCAUGAGUUUAAUUUUGGAACUUCUCUAUAUUAUUCUUUCUUAAAUAUGACCUAAUAUUUCAAGGGUGGAUUGUGUAAUCAAACAUAUCUGUAAGCGUUCAAUUACCUGUAAACAUGACUGAAGUCACGUAACUAAAAUUUUGUUUCCAAAUCUUAGUAACUAGAACCAGUUUCCUUUUUUCCUAUAAAAAAUAUAGUAGUUUAGCUGUGAAUUGUCAGCUAUUGUUUGGCCAAAAAAUUCUUUAUAAAGUUUUGUUUAUUUAUU
Striga asiatica is the source of this 940-nucleotide messenger RNA. Lineage: Eukaryota; Viridiplantae; Streptophyta; Magnoliopsida; Lamiales; Orobanchaceae. The record is from the annotation of a GenBank genome assembly.